GCGCCUCGUCGUGACGUGGCGCGUCGUGCACGCGCCCAUCUCUGCGAGGAGCUGAUGAAGUUGAAGUCAAACUUGGAAGUUACUUUCCCCUUUCUUCCUAUUCAUCAAUAGUCUGUACAGGGAUUUCUUGUUAAGACUAUGUUGGAAAUGAAGCGCAGGAAGACAACAAACCUUUCAACCAAACCGAAUGGAGACCAGAGAGAGAAACAGUUGGGAGACCAGAAACAAUUGGGAGACCAGAAUGGAGACCAGAGAGAGAAACAAUUGAGUCAAACAUCUGGUUGGAUGGACCUACGAAUGGCUUCAUGUUUACUCUCCCUCUUAAUGUGCUCAGGACUAAUAUGGUUUCUUUUUCAGCAGUCAGCUCAAUUGGCUGCAGUAGAGGAGAAGUACAAUUUAUUAAAGCACGAAACCAUAAGGUUUCAAGAUAUGGAAAAUAAGAUGAACAUAAUGUUUGAAGAGUGUGAGAAAACAGCAAGUUUAUUGGAGCAAGUGGAAGGUCUUCAUAUGAAUGCUCAGAUAAAGCAUCUGCAGGAAAAUAUGAACACCAUGAAGACGUGGUCUGAAAGGUUAAUUCAAGAAGAGGAGGCACUUCAGCAGAACAUAACAUCUCUUUUUCAUACAGUCAAGAAACAUGAGGAGGCAACUGCUUCUGCUACUAAUGAGUUUUCUGUCAAGAUUGCAACUGUGAAGACAGACAUUAGACGCAUUUCAGGUCUUGAAGCAGAUGUUUCCUUAUUGGUUGAGGAUCUACAUACUUUAGAAGAUAAAGUAGCUAAAGCUGAAAAGAGUGCAAUACAGAGUAUAGGGAAUCUUCUUACAAACAGCAUUGACAGGACUAUAGAAUUACGAAAUACUGCAACUGAAAAUGCCAGGCAGAUAGAGCACAUUAAGGUAAAGUCAUCUGAACUGAAUGCAGACCUUAACAAACACUCCAAAAGGCUUUUAGAUUUGGAAAGUGAUAGAGCGAAAGUUCUGAGCACAGUAGCUUUUGCAAAUGACUUAAAGCCUAAAGUAUUCAAUUUUAAAAAAGGUUUAGCACAUUUGGAACCUAUGUUAGAUGAGCUAACAUUAAGAAUUGGAAGAUUGCUCGAGGAACUGUUGGAAAGAAAGAAGGAACUUGCAUUCCUGAAUAAGAAACUCUCCAAUUUAACUUUAGUAAGUCUUACCUGAAGUUACUUAACUGAUUUUUUUUCCUAUUUGAACUACUCCAGAAACAACAUGAACUAUACACCUAAAUUUAGAAGCAGCAUUACAUUGAGAGGGGAAAAAAAUAAUGCACGUGGAGUAUUCUGUUGGUUUGUUUCAGUUGUAGAUAUUUAUCUGGUGCUAGCUGCACAAUUAAGAACAGUUUAAUUCCCAUCAACAGAGGUUGAAAUUAAGUGUCGUUGACAGCAACUUCAUUUAUAUUAAAUGAAAAAUUCAAUAUUGUCUUAUUACAGCACUACUUGCAAGUAUAACGUCAAAAAGUGGUUCCUAAGAUUUUUGAAAAACACCAAUUGAAGAUGUUAUUUUUGUUAUAAAUAGCAAAUGCAUCUUUCAAAUAGCUAUUUAUGUAGCUAAAUUUGAGAACAUUUGCAUUAAAUUUAAAAAAUACUUUUGUAUGUUUUCUAUUAAAAUUGAUGAGCUAGAUGAAA
Molecule: messenger RNA, 1637 nt
Organism: Anolis sagrei ordinatus
Lineage: Eukaryota; Metazoa; Chordata; Lepidosauria; Squamata; Anolidae
Source: RefSeq, a predicted model, not a curated record